AUGAGAUGCGAUGUGGGAUAUAUUGAUCCCAGGAAAAUAUUUCCUAAACAAAAAGCGAGCUCAAAAUCUUUGUUGGUAGUUUUCUCACAAACAGAUUCAAUGUUACAGUCACACAAUGGUACCCCUACGAGAUCCCCAUCCAAAAAAAAGGAACUAAUUGAUUCAUUGGGUGCGGUUAAUCGAUUCCCAAGUCUUUCGCCAGUGAAAACACCGAAUGGGCGUGCUGGUUUACGUUCUCCAGAAAAGAGAAGUAUUAUAGAUUUGGACAAGUCUGCCAGGAAAAAGGCACAUCACACAUUGUACGACAAAUUGAUGAAUGAUGAGCUUGAAUCAGACGACUUUCUUGACAGACAAGACAGGGCGUUGGCAGAGAGUAUCAUACGGCUGUCGAGAAAAGAACCAAAUAAUUGGAUGCCUGAUAGGAAUUAUGGCAGCGAUGUUGAACUUGAAGUUGACUUGACUGCGGUAUCUAAAAAAGGCAGGCGCAUUAAGAAGAGAUACAUUGAAGAUAAUCUAGAUGACGAACAUGACUUUGUAUCCGACUCAGAAGUUCUGCAUGAGAGCGUGGAUGACAGUGGUAGCGACUCAGACGAGUCCGUAUCAAAAGAGUUUUCCUCGCCACACAGGAGGACAUAUCUUGAAACUGCUUCCAAGGCCAGCAAUGGAGAUUCAAAGAGCAAAAGGAGACGAAUCAGAGGUCAAGUUGUUGCAGAGAAAGUCAAAAGUAUAUUCCACCAGGAUGAUGAGCUCUUUGAUCAAGGCUCUCCAGCUGAUUUCGAUCUGCCGCCUCCCCCUGUGGCCCAAAGCGUAGCCAAAAAGUCAUUCGCAAAUUUAUUAAUCAGUCAAUACUCAGAUAGAACUACGGUGCCGAUCGUUAGUGGACUCAAUGCAAGAAAAUAUGAGCAAUCACUAGAAAAGGAAAAAUUUGAACCCUUGCCAGUCCCAGAAUUAGAUUGUGAGGGACACAUAAAGAAUAAUUCCUACUUGGAAAGGUAUUUUGAAGGAAGAGACCCAUCUAGAGUGAACCAAGAAAGAUUGUUGGAUGAAAAGGUGUUUUCCAUGGAAGGCCCAGAAGGAUACUUUGAACAACUUCAUAGGAGGUUUAAAGUAAAUGCAAAAUCUUUGAUUGCAGUUGCCCCUCAUGUUAGUGAAUCAGAGUUUGACGACGCAAUCCAGUUGAGUGAGACAAUAUGUCAAGAUCAAAAAAGCACACUCUUCAGCCUUCAUAAAUAUUUGUACAACCAGUGGUGCUUCGAGUUGAGUCAAAACUAUAAUCUAAUGUUUUAUGGUGUAGGAUCGAAAUUGAAUGUGAUCAAUGAUUUUGUUGAAAACUAUGUUGGAAGCUGGUGGGAUGCCAUAUUUGGUGGUGCACCACCAAAAGCAUUGGUUGUUAACGGAUAUAACCCAAAUGUUGACUUCAAGGCAAUCGCGCUACAAAUAGCCUCAGUCCUUUUACCCGGAGAGGAAAGCAGAUUUCCCAAGCACGUUUCGGAGACUGUACCAUAUUUGGUUGAUCAAAUGGAGAGAAAUAGAGAGCAACUACCUUCAGAGAGAAUACUAAAACCCCAGUUGUUAUUAGUGGUACACAACUUAGACGGGGAAGCUUUCAGAACAGACAAAAUACAAGGACUAUUUGCCCAGUUAAUGAGUAUCCCUGAAAUCUGGGUAUUAUCCUCCAUAGAUCACAUAAAUGCUCCUCUUCUAUGGGAUCUGUCAAAGUCGAAAAGUAUGAACUUGAUUUGGCAUGACUUGACGACGUAUAACACCUACUCCAUUGAGACAUCAUUCAAGGAUGUGUUGAGUAUGGGCAAAUCCAAAAAGUACAUUGGAAGUCUAGGAGCGAAGUUUGUCCUAAGAUCAUUGACAGAUAACCAUCGACAAUUGUACAAAAUCUUACUUGCUGAUCAGCUAGGUAACAUGGAGGUUACCGCUUCUUCAAAGGGGUUUGGUUUGAAAGGAACGGUAAAAUUUGGCGUGGAUUUGAAAACCUUGUACAACCAGUGUUUAGAUGAAUUCAUCGUCUCAAACGAAGUGACAUUCAGAACAUUUUUAAAAGAAUAUGUUGACCAUAAAAUGUGUCAACUAGUUAAGGAUUCUUCCGGUUUGGAGAAAACGUUUAUACCUUUCACGUUUGGCGAAUUGCAAGAGCUAAAAAGGCAAGAAUUCGGGUAA
This is a messenger RNA of Lodderomyces orthopsilosis Co 90-125, 2172 nucleotides long. Its product is annotated as origin recognition complex subunit 2. Gene Ontology annotation, molecular function: DNA replication origin binding. Gene Ontology annotation, biological process: DNA replication. The transcript has a single exon. NCBI's taxonomy places the organism in Eukaryota, Fungi, Ascomycota, Pichiomycetes, Serinales, Debaryomycetaceae. The record is from RefSeq and is a predicted model, not a curated record. Gene Ontology annotation, cellular component: nuclear origin of replication recognition complex; nucleus. The coding region runs from base 1 to 2172 and encodes 723 amino acids.